Molecule: messenger RNA, 2159 nt
Organism: Cantharellus anzutake
Lineage: Eukaryota; Fungi; Basidiomycota; Agaricomycetes; Cantharellales; Hydnaceae
Exons: 4
Coding region: 134-1996 (620 amino acids)
Source: RefSeq, a predicted model, not a curated record
GCGUCGGCACUUGCCGUAUGGCAAUUGAUGGGAGACUAACAGCACAGUUGGAUCAUAUUACGCAGUCACAGAAGCUGGAGUCCUACUUGGUCUAAUCCAGUUCCAAGUGUUGGCAUUAGGGGUUUGACUCGUCAUGGUCAAGGAGCUGCGACGAGGAUUGGAACAUCCCACCCACGCGAAGGGUCCAGUGCGUACAUCCAAAUCCUGGAACACACUCCCUUCGGAUAUUAUACACGAAAUUGUUCACUACCUCAUCCCGUGUCACUUGUAUCCUGGGGAUGAUGGCUACACAUCUUCUUUCCGUCAAUUUGUGACGAGUUACAUCCAGAAACGUGCCGCUUUGGCAUCUCUCGCUCUCGUCUCCUGCAAUUGGGUCGACCCUGUGAUGCGUGGCCUCUAUCGUAAAAUCGCAAUAUUCAUUUGCACUGAAGCCUCCGUAUAUUCUCUCCGCGAAUCACUCAAGUCCCAUGGGAACCUCGUUCGAACCAUCAUUCUCGACUCUCGAAUUCGUCAUUUGAAGGACCGACCAUCUCUCAUUGACCACUUUCCCGAUCAGCUGGCUCGGUUCAAUCAGAGGGCUAUACUGGUGAACGGGAUUAUCGCAUCAUGUUCGCACCUGGUGGGCUUGGAGAGUUUUGGCUGGUACCAUGAUGCCUUUGCCGAACUCGCCCAGUUCAAUGACAACUUUGAGACUGUCGUCGCUCCUUCAACCUCCAUGAAACAUUUUACGUGGACGAGUAGGUGUUAUUCACACGGGUUGCGCUGUGCUCUCCAGCACCUUUCUCGGACAUUAGAAACCUUGAUUAUUUAUGAAUGGGAUCCAAUCACUCCUAUGUCCAUAUUCGGUCGGCCUUUCACUCCCAUCUCGCGCCUCCCUUCUCUUCCACGACUUUCAGAAAUCCGUCUUAAGAAAACCUCAGGCCCCAAAUUGCUCCAUAUGCUUGAGCUUCUUAAAAGUACAGAAUGUGUCGGGAACGAUGAGAGUGUUACUUCCCGUUUACGUGUGCUAGAAGUGCAGCGGCCAGACUAUUUAACGCCCAAGGAUUUCUUAUGGAUGAUACAGACGACAAAAGCAUUUUCCAAUCUCAGGACGUUGAUCCUCACCUGUCGUCCGGUCGGCUCAGACCAGUUCCCUAUCACCAAAACAUGGGAGUGGCAUGACUAUUCCGAACUCCCUUGUGCACUUUUCCAAAGCUCCCCACAUUUAGAAGAGCUCUCGCUCCUCAGUCCAAUUCCACUCUCUUCAUUCUCCAAACCGCCUGAAACACUUCGCGUAUUGCGCACCCUGAUUUGGCGGAGUUAUUUUGGGCCGCAUGAAUUCAUGCGCUUCCUGAACUCUCCAUCGAGUCGAAAUCUGAAGCUUAUCGAGCUACAGCACACCUCGAGGACGGCGAUGGCGAAGUGGAAAGUUGAGAUGGAAACUGUGUUGCAAGUCGGACGUCGUCUUGGGAAAGAUAUCAUCAUCCCGACUGAAAUUUAUCCCGAGCCCCAAUUUAGACAACCUGGUGCGAUAAUAACCAGAAUCACGCGACAACCUACGGUGACAAUAAAAUGGGAGAAAGUGCUGGGGUUAACAUUGGGCCCCCCAUUCGAAUGCCACGAUGAUCGGACUCGAAAUCACCCUCUGGAUCUUACCCGUUUAUCACGUCAACUUGCUUUGCCCUUUGUUGAGACUCAGCCUGUUCCUGUUUCUCCUCGUUCUCACCUUCUGAUCCCACCUGUGCCUCUCGUUUCAUCUGAUUUGUGGUACUCGAGAGCUUGGACAAAAAACAUUUCCUUAGUACAGACCCCCCACCACGCCGGAACAGGUGCACGCGAACAAGAAGUAGCCAUUCUUGAUGUCGAGGGUCACUGGGAUACGGGCCCCAUCCUUCUCACUUCCCUAUUCCUUGGUGGGUAUGAUUGCUACCACCGGUAUGGUAUUACCAAUAACCGAAGGGUAAUUCUGACUGUGGGCCUUUUCAAACAAAUCUUGAGGUUGUGUCCGCGAUCCUAGCCCGCAGUAUCAUCCAAUGAUGGCUUGCAAAAGUUCAGGUACUGAUGCUAUUGCGGCGGGGUUCCGCGAUAAUGAUCAUCAGGAUUUAAUGAAUAUCCGGUGCAGAGAACCGCUGUCGCCACUGAAUGAUGCAUGUUGUCGUCCACUAUUGCAUCUUCUUGUA